Molecule: messenger RNA, 1941 nt
Organism: Caenorhabditis briggsae
Lineage: Eukaryota; Metazoa; Nematoda; Chromadorea; Rhabditida; Rhabditidae
Gene: Cbr-grl-25
Product: Protein CBR-GRL-25
Exons: 5
Coding region: 1-1941 (646 amino acids)
Source: RefSeq, a predicted model, not a curated record
AUGGCUACCUACCUUCGGUUGGUAGUAGUCCUGAUCCUGACGGUCCAUGUUUCGUCAUUCCUCUUCCCUAGUUUAGGUGGAGGUGGCGGCGGAGGCUGCGGAGGUGGCUGCGGAGGCGGCGGAGGAUGUGGUGGAGGAUGUGGACCACCACCACCACCACCAUGCGGAGGAGGAUGCGGAGGAGGAGGUGUAUGCGGAGGAGGUGGAGUAUGUGCUCCAGCUCUUCCACCACCACCACCAUGCGGUGGAGGUGGCGGCGGAUGCGGAGGAGGAUGCGGCGGAGGAGGCGGAGGAUGCGGAGGCGGUGGAGGUGGAUGCGGAGGAGGUGGCGGAGCAUGUGGUGGUGGAGGCGGAGGCUGCGGAGGUGGAGGUGGCGGAUGCGGAGGAGGAGGUGGAGGAUGCGGCGGAGGAGGUGGAGGUGGAUGCGGAGGAGGAGGUGGCGGAUGCGGAGGUGGAGGCGGAGGAUGCGGAGGAGGAUCCAGCGGAGGAUGCGGAGGCGGAGGAGGUGGAUGCGGAGGCGGAGUAAAAGAUACAAGUAGAACGUUCUGGAAUCUUCUGGAAGUUACCCAUAUCAAUAUCAACGAAGUAAUGAGCUCUGGAGGGUCAUCUUACGGAGGAGCCUCAUCCUCCUCAGGCGGAACUUCAUACUCUAGCGGAGGAGAUACAGCAUCGGCAUCUAGCUACUCAUCUGGAGGAGAAUCAUCUUCCUCUUCAAGCAGUGGAGGAUAUUCUGGAGCAUCAACUGGAGGAGAAUCAUCAUCUGGAGGCUACUCGAGCCAAGGAUCCACAGGAGGAGAAUCGUCUUCCUCUGGAGGAUACUCUAGCGGAAGUUCAACUGGAGGAGAAUCAUCUUUGUCUGGAGGAUACUCCAGCGGAGGAUCGGAAUCCGUAUCAACUGGAGGAGAAUCAUCAUCUUCUGGAGGUUACUCAGGAGGAUCUGAAUCUACUGGAAGCGAAUCCACCUCAUCAGGGGGAUACUCUGGAGGGAGUGAUUCAUCGGCGACCUCCUCCUCUUCCUCUUCUGGUGGCUAUUCUGGAGGAGGAGAUGCUGGAACUUCAACCGGAGGAGAAUCAUCGUCUUCAGGAGGAUAUUCUGGAUCUUCAUCUUCAUCUAGCGGAGGAGAAUCGUCGUCAGCUGGAGGCUACUCUGGAUCAUCCUCAUCAUCCGAAUCCAUCCCAGAGCCAGCACCAGAGGCUGCCGCACCAGCUCCAGAAGCCGCUCCAGCAGCAUCAUACGGAGGAAGUGAAUCAUCCGCACCAGCAGAGUCUGCACCAGUCGAGUCUGCACCAGCAGCCUCAUCCUACGGAUCAUCUGAAUCAGCCGCACCAGCCGCACCAUCCGGUGGAGACUAUUCAUCAUCCGGAAGCUCGGAAUCCGCAGCACCUGCCGCCCCAGAGCCAGCUCCAUCUGCUGGAGGCUAUUCUGGAGGAGGAAGUGACGCUGGAGCAACUUCUGGAGGAGGCAGCAACUACUCAGGAGGUGGAGAUGCAUCGGCGGCUGCCCCAGCUCCAGCACCAGCACAAACCUACUCGGGAGGAGGUGAUGCUGCAGUCGCUGUACCAGCAGCACAACAAGGUGGAUACAGUGGAGCUGGUGGAGCACCAAACGGAGCCAACUAUGAUGAAGCUCAAGAGGAUGUAGAGGAGUAUGAGGGAGGAUCAGCUGGAUUCAGAAACAGAAGAUUCUCAAAAGGAGGAGCCGCUGAUGACACACCAAUCUGUAACUCGGUUAGACUCAGGAAGUUGAUCAGACAGUCCAUCACCGAAGAUCCAGAAUCCUCAAUGCAACGGCUUGCUCAACGUGUGAAGUCUCGUCUUGUCAGUGGAGAAUUCUACGUGGCAUGCGGUGAGCAAGGGCUCUCGCCAAUCGAAGGAGAACACAGAGAGCACUGCUUCAUCAAGACCAGCACUUUCGCUUGUUAUGUCCUCAGAAAAGCUUAA